Pristis pectinata (smalltooth sawfish) is the source of this 2668-nucleotide messenger RNA. Its product is annotated as small integral membrane protein 29-like. The record is from RefSeq and is a predicted model, not a curated record. NCBI's taxonomy places the organism in Eukaryota, Metazoa, Chordata, Chondrichthyes, Rhinopristiformes, Pristidae. The transcript has 6 exons. Bases 1297 to 1677 code for a protein of 126 amino acids.
ACUCACAAGAAAAACAUGGAAACUCCGCACAGAGAGUAGUGGAGGUCAGGAUGGAACCUGUGUCGGUGGAACUGUGAGGCAACAGCUCUACUUUCUGUAGCCAUUGUGCUUUGUGAGUAAAUGGAGGAUUGAUGCUAGAUGAGCAACACAGGAAGCAGUGUCCUUGUUAACUGACCCGAUAUUGCUGUAUUUAUCAGUUUGCCAGUGUUUAAUAACAUAAACAAUUAGCUUUUUAAGAUGCAUAUUGGAAGAUGUCAUUGAAAUCAAAGACCAGGACAUGAGGCUGACAACGCUAAUCAAGCCUGCCGUUUACUUUAAAUGCUUCUAUCAAAAUAAUGAGUAGGGUUGUGGUUACGUCCACAUCAAUAAAUUCCAGCCUCAAUUUUAAAUGUAGACUAACGUUUGAAACGAACAGCAGCUCUACCGGUGUCUGAGGAAAGUCCUAAAAUAAUUCCCUGCCAUGACUCCGUGAGGAUUCCUAGUAAACAAACAAGGAAUUGCUCGGAAAUGUAUGGAAAUUCGGGACUAAAGAGAGUUUGUGUCACUCUUUUUCAGUAGCGAAUUCUUGGAUUUUGUUCUAGCAAAAUUAACUCAAUCUGGUGUCCCUUUUGAAGUUCUUAAAACUGACAUUAGAAUAGGCUCUUUCUGGACAAUCGCCACCCGUCACUGCGCCGCCCUGGAAUCCAGAGAUGGCAGCAAUGGCCAUUUGAAGACCACAUCUUCUGCGUUAGUGGCGUGAAGGUUCCCACUCUCCUGUCUCCACCCUCACAGAAUAGUGGAGCCAGCAAGAAGGAAAAAAACAUACAAACUUCGCAAUAACUUUAUUCCAAGUUCACGGUCUCGGGAGUGGAUGCGAUAGCUGGAAGACCAGUGCUUCACCGACCCUUUGGUCCAGAGCCGCGCUGUGUGCGCGCCCCCGCGGGCCUCCCCGCUGGAAUGCCAGGCGCGCGCACUGCGGCAUGUCCGGCCGGGCAUGCGCACGAGCUGGUGUUGGAGGAAGCGGGGACGCGAAACGAAGGGAGCCGGCUGUGUUGGGCUGAUUUAUGGGCACAUACUGAUCACAGCUUAACCAUGGGUGAAACACUGCAUCAGUGAAUCGUGGUUGCUUCAGGAUCUGCAUGAUUUUUUUCUCAAUAACAAUCAGAUGACGAAUGCUUCAAUACAAAACGCAACAAAUAUACACUAUGAAAAGAUUGCAGGACUUAAUUUUGAGAAAAACUUUCAGAACCACCACCAAUCAAGCACAAGUAUAAAGGGAAUUUUACUUUCAUCAGAUGAGCAAGAAGAAAAAGUGUCAUGCCCAAUCAAACAGCCACCACAACCCCUGACAGUAAUCAUAGUGUAUCAGUCCUUGGAUUCAUGCUGAUUCCUGUCACACUUUUGGCUGCCAUUGGCAUUGCAAUUGUAGUGGUAAGGUAUGUUCGUAAGAGACGCAGGUUAGAAAACCUACGCAACAAAUUGGUGCCAAUUUAUUCAUACGACCCUAGUGAGGAUCAUAAUGAUGUGGAAGAAGAAAUAGAUACUAAUGGAGAGAUAAAAGAUAAUUAUGAACUUUCAGCUGAAAAAGAAACACGACAGAAUGUGAACUGUGCCUCCAGUUCUGAUACGGGUAUUGGUAAUCAAGAAACAGGUGCACUAGACGAGAAACAGGUUUUGAAGACUGAGAGUGGACAGUGAAACACAGAUACAGAAGAGGUUAUCCCAUGGUAGAAUUGAACAGCUGAAACAAUAAUUAUUUUUGAACUAAUUUUCAGAUUGUGGCAUUGUGUUUUUGUUGCAAAGCUGGAUCUUUCAACAUUAUAUUUGUGAAUUGACUAGAAAUGAAAUUAAGAAAAUGAGAUUAAUGGUGUUAGAUUUUUAUGUGUGAAUUUGUCUUUAAAUAUAUGUGCAUUCUUGUUACUUCAGGAAGAAUUUGGUAGUUUGGUGAAAGUUGUUUAGAUUGAGUGGAGUGUCCACGGAUGUAGCAUGAAGCCUUUUGUAGACAGUUACCUUAAAUGAAUAUUCACAUAUCUGAAACUGAUAAAUACAUUUUUGGUGUUCUGAUCAAGGAUUAAUUCAUUAAUUUACCAAUAAGAAGACAUUUCAAAAAAUACAUUGCUUUAACAUUGAAAAAAGGCAAUGAGCAAGAAAUAAGAGUACAAACAGAAACUGAAUUGUUUUGAGGUACAUCCACAAUGCAAAAUCAUGCUUUGGAUAUUUAUUGAUAUUUAAAUUCAUUCUGUAUUCCUUUGCUCCCUUUAUUGAGUCUCAUUCAUUGCAAAUUUUAAAAGAACUUGAGUGAAAGUUUCUUUCUGUAAACUCCCCUCAAGUGAUUCAGUGAUAUUCAUGCCACUCCACUUCCCAGUUGGUGGAUUUGAUUCUGUAUUUGUAAUCUUACUAAAUGUGCCUUAAUGGAGAAAAAAGACUGCAUGCCACAAGGAGGUCUAUAUUGAAUGGCAAUAGAAAGUGUUUUGAAGGUCACAUAAAAAUGAAUAAUCCAUAAUUAUUGGAUCAUUAUUGUUUUCUGAGUGCUCAGGAAAUGUAUUAAAUGUAAGGUGGUAGUGCGGGUGGGUUCAGUCAUUGUUGGUAGCUAUUAUGGCUUAACUCAGUAAUUGUUGAGCUAAUGGGUUGGAUCACUUAUUACUGCAUUGAAUGUAAUUGAAUGCAAUAAACAUAUUUCAUAUAAGUC